GGCUUCGCAGGGAAGAUGCGGCAGAACCGUGGCCCCGGGGUGAUCCCAUACACGGUCACUGACCCCGGCGACGACCCCGUGCGCCCAGGCCCCGGCACCCUGCGCUACGGCGCGACGGUGCUGCCCGGGAAGGUCUGGAUCACCUUCCAGAGGGGCAUGCACAUCAGGCUGGUGCAGCCGCUCUUCGUCAAGAGCUUCACGGUCAUCGACGGGCGCGGCGCCGACGUGCACAUCGCCGGCGGCGCGGGCAUCAUGCUCUACCAGGUGAGCAACGUGAUCAUCCACGGGCUGCACAUCCACGACUGCCGGUCGCAGCCCACGGGGCAGGUGGUCGUCCCCGGCGGCGCGGUGCGGCCGGCCGGUGGCAUGGACGGCGACGCCAUCCGGCUAGUGUCGAGCACCAAGGUGUGGAUCGACCACAACACCCUGUCCCGGAGCGAGGAUGGGCUCCUGGACGUGACGGUCGGCUCCACGGACGUGACCGUCUCCAACAACUGGUUUUUGAACCACGACAAGGUCAUGCUGCUCGGCCACGACGACGGCCACGCCGCCGACCGCCGGAUGCGCGUCACCGUCGCGUUCAACCGCUUCGGCCCCAACGUGAACCAGCGCAUGCCAAGGAUUAGGCACGGCUACGCUCACGUUGUGAACAACCUCUAUGAUGGAUGGGUACAAUACGCCAUCGGAGGAAGCAUGGGGCCGAGCGUCAAGAGCCAGGGCAACCUGUUCGUAGCCUCCGGGGCAGAUAACAAGAAGGUGACGAGAAGGAUGCCGGUCGGGGGGAAGGAUUGGGACUGGGCCUCCAUCGGGGACUCCUUCCAGAACGGCGCCUUCUUCAAGCAGACGGGCAGCAGGGUCCGGCCGAACUACAACAAGCACCAGGCAUUCGCGGCGGCCAGCGCCAACGAAGUACGGUCGCUGACCAAGGACGCCGGCGCUCUCAGCUGCAAGGCCGGGUCCGCGUGCUGAUCAAAUGGGAACGAGCUAAAGCGCGCGACUUUAUAAUUUAUCAAAGUUACAUGUUGCACUAUUUAAAUUGGGCUGU
Messenger RNA from Setaria italica (foxtail millet), 1045 nucleotides. RefSeq names its product probable pectate lyase 4. Gene Ontology annotation, molecular function: pectate lyase activity. The transcript has 3 exons. The record is from RefSeq and is a predicted model, not a curated record. Bases 16 to 969 code for a protein of 317 amino acids. NCBI's taxonomy places the organism in Eukaryota, Viridiplantae, Streptophyta, Magnoliopsida, Poales, Poaceae.